Syngnathus acus (greater pipefish) is the source of this 2042-nucleotide messenger RNA. It is a transcript of the gene gpr17, whose product is annotated as G protein-coupled receptor 17. Gene Ontology annotation, molecular function: G protein-coupled receptor activity. The transcript is spliced from 2 exons. The record is from RefSeq and is a predicted model, not a curated record. Bases 722 to 1732 code for a protein of 336 amino acids. NCBI's taxonomy places the organism in Eukaryota, Metazoa, Chordata, Actinopteri, Syngnathiformes, Syngnathidae. Gene Ontology annotation, cellular component: membrane. Gene Ontology annotation, biological process: positive regulation of Rho protein signal transduction; phospholipase C-activating G protein-coupled receptor signaling pathway.
AAGGCGUAGAUAGUGGCCUCAUUGACGGCGUCCAUUUGCAUGAAGACCAGGACAAAGAGCAGAAAGGCCUGAUGUGUAAGGACAGCUGUGCUAUGAAAGAAAUAUUUCUCCGCUAUCCACAUCUGUGCCGCCGGCUAUGUGACUGAUUAUUUUUGGGGCCGUUGUGAGUCGGCGUGCCCCCGGGAGGCAGGGGGACCAACAAGGGCCUCUGUUUCUUGAGUGUCCAACCCCCCCUCCCUCGACCCCUUCCCAUGUCCACUUCUCCUUCCCACCAGCAGCACUCUUGUUUUGCUCUCCUCUGCGGAACCUGAAGACAGCAACUUGGAGCGAUCAGCUCACUCAUAAACGUGUCAGUUGACUCUCCAUCAGCGAAGGGGGGGGGGGGGUUCUUGAUGGUUUCCAUGGAGCAACGGUCCGACGAGCGGGUCCCCGACCGGGCGAGGCAUGCCAUUCUUCCCCACUUAGUCUGACUCGAGGCUAUUGUGGAGCGCAACAAGUGGCUCUCUGAGGAGGAAGAAAGGGGAGGGUUCAGGGUUCAAACCCCAGCCUCCCGUCGGGACUCCCUCUCUCUGUUGUCCAAUUUGUACAGCCACAAAAAGAGCCGCCGUCUCAUCCAUGAGAACAUCUUGUGGGAGGGAAGGUUAAGGAGAAGCACGACCUGUUUGUCCCACCCUGACGUUUUUUUCCUUCAGGCUUUCUCGGUGAAGAUCAGACGCCAAAGAUGGAGUACGCCACCACGGAGCUGCCGUCCAAUCAGACGUUACCAAACUGCACGGUGGAGUCGGCGACGGAGAACGUCCUCUUCGGGAGCUUCUACAUCCUGAUCUUCUUCCUGGCGCUCAACGGCAACAGCCUGGCGCUGUGGAUCUUCUCCCACCAGCGCGGCACGUCGUCCCCGGCCAAUAUCUUCCUGACUCACCUGGCUGUGGCGGACCUGUCUUACGUGGUCAUCCUCCCCCUGAGGGCCACCUAUCACCUCACGGGGGGUCACUGGCCCUUUGGCGAGGUGCCCUGCCGCUUGGCGGGCUUCCUUUUUUACGUCAACAUGUACGCUAGCUUGUACUUCCUGGCGUGCGUGGCGGGCGACCGCUACCUGGCGGUGGUCCACGCCGUCCGCUCGCUCAAGGUGCGGCGUACCCGCUAUGCCCACAUCAUCAGUUUCAGUUUGUGGGCGUUGGUCACCAUCGCCAUGGCGCCCCUGCUGGUGACCCACCAGACACUGGAGGUGGACGGCACGACCGUUUGCUUGCAGCUCUACCGAGAGAAAGCGUCCCGCAAGGCGCUGGUUUCCCUUGCUGUGGCUUUCACGCCGCCCUUCCUCGUUACGUUGUCCUGCUACCUGCUCAUCAUCCGCAGCCUGCACCGAGGGUCUCGGUUGGAGCCCAGCCUAAAACUGAGGGCGCUGCGCACCAUCGGUUUGGUCAUGCUCAUUUACGUGGUGUGCUUUCUCCCUUACCACGCCAGCCGCGCCACCUUCAUCCUGGGCUACGGCUACCCGGAUGCGUCGUGCCGGACACGCCGAGGCCUGAGCCUGGCCAACCGGCUCACCUCGCUCCUGACGUGCCUCAACGGCGCCAUGGAUCCACUCAUCUAUUUGUUCGGAGCGGAAAAGUUCCGUGGCACCUUGAUACGACUGCUGUGCAAAGGCAAGGCGGCGGGGGCAUCCGGGGCGACCAGCGUCGAGUUGAAGGGGACCCACGAGAGCUCUGUGAGUGCCAAGUCAGAAUUUUGAACUGGAUCUGCCAAAUGAGUCCCAAACAUUGUUUCUGUGACUUCCAUGCAGCAACCAACCAGCUUUUUCCCAAAAGAACUUCUGUUCAAAAAGUUGUUUGCCAGUUAUCGCAGAAAGAGAUAGAAAGGCGGAGCAAGAGAGGGCUGGCGAGGUCACUGAUUUUGCAAAAUUAGCUUGGAUUCCUCGGGGCCAGGCCAGAUAAUUGAGUUUUGGGUAUUUUCCGAUUAUUUUUUUUCCAGAAAUUAUUUUCCACAUUUCACACUGUUCUCUGUAACGAAAUAUAUGGAAUCAGCUUUUUCUGGAAAUUAAA